Mugil cephalus (flathead mullet) is the source of this 6007-nucleotide messenger RNA. It is a transcript of the gene anks1b, whose product is annotated as ankyrin repeat and sterile alpha motif domain containing 1B. The transcript is spliced from 28 exons. Gene Ontology annotation, cellular component: cytosol. Gene Ontology annotation, molecular function: protein binding. Bases 711 to 4745 code for a protein of 1344 amino acids. The record is from RefSeq and is a predicted model, not a curated record. Lineage: Eukaryota; Metazoa; Chordata; Actinopteri; Mugiliformes; Mugilidae.
CCGAUACAAUAGAAAACGAUUUUUAGUAAAUUUAGAAAUGCCAGAGGUUUUAUUUUGGAAGCGACACGAGGAAGUCAGGUGUUCAACCCCGGUUAGCUUGACCCGAGUCUCAGGCGACACAGAGAGACACCGGCCAGUGCGGUAGGUUCGGGGGAGGUUGGUAACGAGAACAGCGGGGCAGGAGAGCUUCUUGUAGGGGCGGACGGAGUUUCACCCCUCGCCUCUUAGAAGCUUCAGGCCAAGGCAGGAGCGUCUGUGCGGACUGAGAAGGAGUUUUGUGUUUUUUCUUUUUUUUUUUAAACCGGGGUUAUUCUUCACUUCACAGUUACAGUACGUUGAGGGAUUCGCUUUUGCAAACCUCCGGUCCGGUGUUCCCCCCGCGGCUCUUGUUCCGAGGUUACACCGGGGGAGCAGUGCACGUCCGAGGACUAAAAGGCAGAGGAGCGUAGAGGGAGCAGUGCAUGUGAAUGGACUGAGGUUGUAAAGGCACCGGGGGAGCCGUGCGCGUCAAACCUGCUCUGCAGCAUCAAUAACACCUACAAUACACUGUGCAGCAGCAGCAGCAGCAUGCAGUGAGAGGAAUCCUUUCUGAUGCUUUCCCACAGCAGACAGUGAAGAAAGGGGUCGGAGCGGAGGAGGAGGAGGAGGAGGGAGUGCAUGGGAGAUCUGUUGGAUUUUCAUCACAGAGUCGUUAAAAACUUGUGUCUGGGAUGGGGAAGGAGCAGGAGCUGCUGGAAGCCGCCCGGACUGGGAAUGUCGCCGUGGUGGAGAAAUUGUUGAGUGGGAAAAAAGGAAUACUCGGGUCAGGCUCUGGAUCCAUCCCUCUGCCCAGCCUCCUGAGCAUGUGGAAGGGCCUGAAUGUGAACUGCACAGACAGCUCAGGAUACACACCUUUACACCAUGCUUCACUCAACGGACACAGGGAGGUGGUCCUGAAGCUGCUCCAGUUCGAGGCAUCCACGAAUGUGGCCGACAGCAAGGGCUGCUUCCCCCUGCACCUGGCUGCCUGGAGGGGGGACGUGGACAUCGUCCGUAUCCUCAUCCACCACGGGCCUUCGCACUGCCGCGUCAACCAACAGAACCACGAGAGGGAAACGGCUCUCCACUGCGCGGCCCAGUAUGGACACUCUGACGUGGUUUCGGUGUUGCUUCAGGAGCUGACCGACCCCGCCAUGAGAAACAGCCGACAGGAGACGCCUCUGGACCUGGCGGCGCUGUAUGGACGACUACAGGUGGUUCGCAUGCUGGUCAGCGCUCACCCCAACCUCAUGACCAGCCACACCCGCCUGCACACGCCCCUUCACCUGGCCGCCCGCAACGGACACCACAGCACCGUGCACACGCUGCUCGAGGCCGGCAUGGACGUCAACUGCGUGACUGAGAAUGGCAGUGCCCUCCACGAGGCAGCUCUCUUUGGGAAGAUGGAUGUAGUUCGCCUUCUGCUUGACUCAGGGAUCGACACCAAUCUGAGAGACAGCCAAGGGAGAACGGCUCUGGAGAUACUAAGAGAACAUCCUGCACCGAAGUCCCAGCAGAUCACUGCUCUCAUUCACGAGUACAUAAUGGACGAGAUGGAGAAGCAAAGCAUCGUGGAGGAGCCCGUCCGCCAGUGUCCAAUCCCUGCGCCUCGAACCUCCGUUCCCUCGCCCUCCGCCUCCCCCUCCCUCAGGCACAAGAAUGACGCCGUGACAAGCGAGCUGUCCAAACUGCUCCACGAGAUCAAAAAGUGCCGGGACAGGGACUACUCCUUCGAGGAGCUCUGCCACACCAUCUCCUCCCACUCCAUGGAAAGCUUCGGCAGCGGGCGGCUGUCUGACGAGGAGCGCCCCGACCGACCCAACGGCACCCUGACUCGAGUCAGCAAGAGGCCGACCCCACCUCUGCCUCCGGCCUUGGAGGAAGAGGAGGCAGAAAAGAGUUGCGGCCCCACUGGAUUCUGGGAGGCGCUGACCCCGUGCAACGGCUGCCGCAACCUGGGCUUUUCCAGCUUGUCACAGGAUUCGAAACGUUCCGCAGACAUCGUCACGUCUCCGUCACUGGACGUCUUCCUUCCAGAAGAUGAGGACAACCCGUACGAGUCCGUGACCACCGCCGUCACACGCAAACCCUGCUCCCUCGACAUCAACCACCGGCUCAACUCCUGCCCACGCAAUGGUCACCUGUCCCAUGCAACGGUGAGUGAGGGGGAGCACGGUAACCAUGGCGACUGCUCAACAGGCCCCACACCAGACUGCUCGCCCCCCUCCCCCGACACGGCCCUGAAGAACAUCGAGAGAGUCAUCCGCCCACAGCCCAAACAGCGCACCUCCCUGUCCUCCUCCCUGGAUGUCCAGAGGCCGGUCAACCACAGCUGUGAGCCCAGCGAGGUGAGCUCUUCCCUGGGCUACGCCAGCUUUAGCACCAGCCCCCCCGCCAGCCCGCCGCUCAGCCCCAACCAGGAGGACUCUGCAGGCUCCAACGACGACUGUCAGCUCACAGACGACGGACCGUAUCAACGAGACCCACCUCUUCCUCCACCUCCUCCUCCUCCUCCCGGCUCCUCGUCAAAAUCAAACGCCGCCUUAGAGGAGAACAGGAAGAGCCACAUCCCAGAGGAGUUUGCUGGCCUCCUUCAUGGCUCGUCCCCGGCCUGCGAGCCCCCCGAUACACCGUACCACCUUUACAGCCCCAAACCUCUUAAAUACACUUCCACGGACGUCCAGAGCAGCCUGCUGCAGACCCCGGAGUUCAACAUCGUGAUCGGCGGAGGAGCCACUCAGGUUUUCCCCCGGACAGGGAGCGAGUCUUCCUCUCAGAGGUCGGCGGUCAACCCCCAAAAGCCGCAGGUUGUGUACCGGACUAUCUUCCACACCAGAGUCAACCAGGACCAGGUUCGAGGCAGGAACUGUGAAAAGGUAGAUCCAAACCGUGGAUGGUCGACGCUGAGCCACCCUCCCUCUCGUUCCUCCGGUCAGAACGGAGAAGUCCCAGAGUUGAGGGGGAUCCAGACGGGAGGCGUGUCCAAGGACGGUUCAUCCGGGGCCGGCUACGAGGAGAGGGCCUGCACCCUGGGGAGGAUGAGGUCCAUGCCUCGCAGUGUGUUGGACCUGCAGCUGUCCAAGUCUCUGUCCAAGUCUGAUUCCAACCUGGUGGCUGUGUCUCCCAUACAGGAGGAGCACAGCUGGGGGUCUGGAUCACGGGGCCAGGGCCCUGGAAGUCCCAGCCCACGGGAGGGUUCCUGCCCUGAGGGGAGACUGGAGAGAACGCCCUCCUUCACCGCUGAGUGGGAAGAGAUUGACAAGAUUAUGAGCUCGAUUGGGGCAGGAAUAGGCAGCGGAUUGGACAUCAAGGACGAGACUUCAGGUCCCCGCUGCCCGCUGCAGUCCGUGGGUCAAUGGCUGGACUCUAUCGGCCUGGUCCAGUACGAGAACCACCUGCUGGCCAAUGGAUUUGACAACGUCCAGUUCAUGGGCAGUAAUGUGGUGGAGGACCAGGACCUGCUGGAAAUUGGGAUCCUCAACUCAGCCCACAGACAACGACUCCUGCAGGCCAUUCGGCUGCUGCCCAGGGUGCGGCCUAUCGGAUACGAUGGUAACAACCCCACAUCGGUGGCCGAGUGGCUGGAGUCUUUGGAGCUCGGCGACUACACCAAGUCGUUCCUCAUCAACGGGUACACCUCCAUGGAGCUGGUCAAGAAGAUCUGGGAGAUCGAGCUCAUCAAUGUUUUGAAGAUCAGUCUUAUCGGACACAGAAAACGGAUCUUGGCGUCGUUGGGGGACCGGCUACACGAAGACACCCCACAAAAGCCUCCGAGGGCCAUCUCCUUAAGGGAGCCCGGGGGAAACCACACCCCUCCCCAGCUCAGCCCCUCCGUAGGCCAGGCAGCGUACACGGCGGGAGUCCCGGGCGGAUCUCUGGACGUGCAGCACCUCAUCAUGCAGGCGGACGCCCGGCGCAGACAGCGCAGCAAUGACAACUACUUUGAGGACGUGCCGCGAUCCAAGCUGGAGCGACAGAUGGCUCAAGUCAGCAUGGCUGGAGAGUGGUGUGAGCCAAUCACGUUGCGUCCGCCCAACGAGGCCACCUCGUCCACUCCGGUUCAGUACUGGCAGCAUCACCCCGAGAAGCUCAUCUUUCAGUCCUGCGACUACGAAGCCUACUACCUGGGCUCCAUGCUGGUGAAGGAGCUGAGAGGGACCGAGUCCACACAAGAUGCCUGCGCCAAGAUGAGGAAGUCGACAGAACAGAUGAAGAAAGUGCCGACCAUCGUGCUCUCUGUGUCCUACAAAGGAGUGAAGUUCAUUGAUGCCACAAAUAAGAACAUCAUAGCAGAACAUGAGAUUCGUAACAUCUCCUGUGCGGCUCAGGAUCCAGAGGAUCUGUCUACAUUUGCCUACAUCACCAAAGACCUCAAGUCCAGUCACCACUACUGCCAUGUGUUCACCGCGUUUGAUGUGAACUUGGCCUAUGAGAUCAUCCUGACACUGGGCCAGGCCUUCGAGGUGGCCUACCAGCUGGCCCUCCAGGCCAGGAAGAGUGGCCACGGAUCAUCCACGCUGCCCGAGAGCUUUGACAGCAAGCCCGGCAAACCCGUCCCCAAGCCUCGGGUCAACAUCCGCAAAUCUAUGGAGCAGCCGUCCAUGGACCAGAAGGGCCACGCCAACGUGCCGUGGAUUGUGGAGCCAGGUCAGGAGGCCAAGAGAGGAGUCAACACCAAGGCAAUGCCGGACGCUCAUGUCUAUUACUGUGGAAUGCAAAGAAUGUAGCCAGCCCUAAACAUGGACCUUGUCACACAUACAAUGCAAAAAGGACUACAAAGGACCCUGUUGCUCACUUUUCAAAAGGACUACAAAUAUGGAUGCUACUCCAGUGUUUAAGGUUGACUACACAAUUUUAACAUUCAUCCACAUGAUGCUUGACACAGUAAACAAUGGACCAAUAGACAUUUCCUAAAACACACACACUAACAGGACUGCAUCUUGACAGACGACCGUCUGCUCUGAAUGUACUCUUAUUUGAAAGCAGCCUCAACUUUCUGCAACUACAUGUGUUUUAUGCGCCCAAGGCAGGCAUGACUUUUGGGAGGUCAGCAUCUCCAUGGAGACGUUAAGUGUGGUUUCAGGGCAUCUGUUGGCAACAGGCAGUGGGCUCACUGAAGGCACCAUUGGGCAUGUGUCUGUGUUGGCAUGGGUUCCAGGAUGUCUGGCUGGCUCUUUUGGUUCUUUUUAUUUUCCUUUAACGUCAGAAAAUAAUACAGCGAUAUAUGCACAAGCGUGUAAAUGUGAUUGGACUAGCUGCAACACGCUCAAGAUGCAACAGGUGUCUCUUAACGGAUGAUGAACCUAUGUGAACAAAAUAGCAUCUAGCGUUUUAAAAAAAAUAAAUAAAAGAAAAAAGAGUAUUCUAUUCGUAUUGCCCGACAUUUUAAUGUUUAAUAUGAGAGUAUUAUAUUACCAUGAUGAUUAUGAUUAUUCUUGUGCAAUUCUUGUCUACUGUUGUCUUAAUGUUACAUUAUUUUUCUAUGAUAUGCUGAGAUGAAAACCUCGGGCAAUCCUUUAAAAAAAGAAGAAAAAAACUAGAGUGAAUGUUGCAGGUGGCUCGCUAACUCUUAGGUCAGGUCAACCCUCCAUCAGUUCUCAUGGGGCUCUACUCUUAUCUAGCAGAUGUACUAUUUUAAACGCAGUAUUACUGUAUUAUUUGGAUGAGACAUUGUCCAAUUAUAAAAUGUACAUAGAUAUUUUGCCAAUUCAUUGUUCAUACAUGUAAUGUAAAAGAGAAAAGAAUAAAGGAUUUGCAGGAAAUGGCACUGGAAACAAGGUACCAAGAUAAAGGUUGGAAAUUUAAAAAGAAGUGGUAGGUUGUAGAGAUUGUAUUUUAAGUGAAAAUUAACAUGGAUUAUUUGGUGACAUCACUGCUGACCAACUAAUGUACAUAGGCUUGGGCUUCCAGCACACUGAUUUUUGUAAUUUUGGCCAUUAUUUAUAUCCUUGUAAAGCACAUGAAAUAAAAUAUGACUUGUACAACCAUA